Sinocyclocheilus rhinocerous is the source of this 1528-nucleotide messenger RNA. RefSeq names its product N-acetylglucosaminyl-phosphatidylinositol de-N-acetylase-like. The record is from RefSeq and is a predicted model, not a curated record. Gene Ontology annotation, cellular component: endoplasmic reticulum. Gene Ontology annotation, molecular function: N-acetylglucosaminylphosphatidylinositol deacetylase activity. The transcript is spliced from 7 exons. The coding region runs from base 14 to 943 and encodes 309 amino acids. NCBI's taxonomy places the organism in Eukaryota, Metazoa, Chordata, Actinopteri, Cypriniformes, Cyprinidae.
UGGCGCGGUCGAGAUGUUUGUUUUUGUUUCCAUCAUACUUGUCUUUGUGGCUUACACUAUUUCUAUUAAGUUUGUGUAUUACAGAUAUAGUCAGUUAUGGCCACACUUACGGAAUAAAAUAUCCACCCCUUCAUACACCGUUGGAAACGCGAGUUUUUGUCCAACACAAGUGAGGUCCAGCGCGCUCUCACGGAACUCCGAGGACGAGAAGCCGCCCGUGACAGCCAGCGAGACUCGAGCUCUGUUAGUCACUGCACAUCCAGAUGAUGAAUGCAUGUUCUUUGCACCUACAGUCUUAAAACUUGUUGAAUCACACGCAGCUCUUUAUUUGUUAUGUUUGUCUACAGGCAAUUACAACAAUCAAGGACUCCAGCGCAAAAGGGAACUGCUUGACAGCUGUGCAGUUCUAGGAAUCCCAUCCAACCAUGUUACCAUCAUAGAUGACAAAGAGCUUCCAGAUGACCCAGCGGUCCAGUGGAGCACUGCACUGAUCUCCUCUCUGAUCCUCAAACACAUCCGAAACUACAGCAUAAGUGUGGUACUGACAUUUGAUGGCAGAGGUGUGAGUGGACAUGUCAAUCAUAUUACCAUUUACAAGACCCUCAGAGUCAGUCCACUCAUACCGAGGACAGCUUACACCGUUUUACUUUUUUAUAUUUUUUAUAUGUCUGUCCCCACAGGUUGUCAGAUCUUCUCUCUUCACUCCAUCAGCUUACUCAGAAAGUACUUGUCAGUCCUAGAGCUGCCGGUCAGCUGGCUCUUCCCCUCUGAUUUCUGCUGCCUUAUCGGACGGGAGGAGUAUAAACGUGCCAAGAGAGCCAUGCUCUGUCAUCGUUCUCAGCUGCUGUGGUUCCGCCGACUCUAUGUACUUUUCUCACGCUACAUGAUUGUAAACACAUUCCAGGCCAUCACCGUGGAAACAAAGAAUGUGAAGAUUUAUUAGAUUAGUCUUGGGCACUGUUCCUGUCCAUAUAGGGCUGAAGUUAUGCACUGAAAUUAAGUAAAGUUUACUUCAUGUUUCUUAUUUCCUUAUGUAAGUUAAUUCCAGAUAUGCUGUCAUUAAAGUACUGUACAGUAUAUCAAUAAGGUUCAGCCAACAUAUCCAACCUCAAGACACUAAUGGAGAACUGCUAGCAUAAUGAACCUUAGAGACUUUAUCCCAAACAAUCCAAUAUUCUGAAAUCCUGAUUUUUGGGGAGGUUUUAGGUUUAAGGGAGUUAAGCGCUUUAAUGAAGCAGAUGAAUCCAAAACACAGAUUGUGCCUUUGAGUAUGCAGGGGAUGGAGGACAACAUUUUAUUCUGUAUAUUGUUUACAUUUGCUGUUACUGUUGUUAUUGGGACUAAUUAAAGUAGAGUUGAAGCACUGUUCCAGAUGGAUCAGUAAGUACUGUACCAAAUCUUAUGAUUCAGUGUGGUUUCAAAACUGACAUGUAUUUCUGAUUUCUUUUAGCAAAACUGUAACUCUAGAAGUUCUGUGAUGACUUUAAAUAUAUGCCAAUGUAGAGGAAUGCAAUAAAUAUGUUUAAAA